Pelobates cultripes (western spadefoot toad) is the source of this 501-nucleotide messenger RNA. Lineage: Eukaryota; Metazoa; Chordata; Amphibia; Anura; Pelobatidae. The record is from the annotation of a GenBank genome assembly.
AUGACACUCUCCUCCAGUGGCCCGGGAGACAUGACACUCUCCCCCAGCCGACAGCCCGCAACAACUGGGCAAACUACAAUGGCGGACGCCACGUGGAUAACAAGCCACGGCACAGAGGAGCCUGAUAUCCUGAAGCGGCUAGAGCUCACCUUUGCAGCCUUUUGGGUAAAACUAGCCGACAAACUGGAACAGGUACAGCCCUGCAAGCCAAAAGUCACCUUGCCCGACGUACCAUCACCCAGCUCCCACCAGCGACAAGUCACCCCCAAGCGGAAGAGUGUUGGAAAAUGGCGCCGGAGACGACGACACUUCCAGCCUGCUCGCAAUCCUGCUCGCACUCACAGAGCAAGGGGUGGGAACCCUUCUGAGAGACCGCCGCGACAUUGGUGGGGAUACAACAGAAGGCACAACACCAAGAAGGCACCAGGUGGCACCCCUCCACCGACAGCUCCCACCUGCCGGCCCACUGUGAGCUGGGAAAGCUUGCUGCAAGCAACAUGA